Molecule: messenger RNA, 393 nt
Organism: Ectocarpus siliculosus
Lineage: Eukaryota; Phaeophyceae; Ectocarpales; Ectocarpaceae
Source: the annotation of a GenBank genome assembly
AUGCACCUCUUCGUCCCGCGAAGCGCGAGAGAGGAGCUCAAGGCGCUAGGACCGGAGUUCCAGAAGGCGUACAACUUCGCAAUUGGGCACUGCAGAGGGCUCCCGCCACCCCGGAACGAAAAUCAAGCGGGGGGGUCGGGGUCGGGAUCGGACGAGGAGGGAGGAGGGGGAGGGGGCGGAGAGAAAGGGCCAGACCCAGCCAAAGAAAUUGUCGCGGCGAUCGGGGCAGACAACGAGGGGAAGUACUUGGUCGCCUCACAGGAUGAGAACCUGCGGGUGCGCCUGCGGAGGAUUCCGGGCUGUCCGCUGGUGUUUGUGUCACGGACGGUUCUGGUGAUGGAGCAGCCGUCGGGGAAGAGCAAGGCCGAGUUCGAGAAAGCCGAGUGCCGAUGA